Messenger RNA from Stereum hirsutum FP-91666 SS1, 2563 nucleotides. RefSeq names its product metallopeptidase MepB. Gene Ontology annotation, biological process: proteolysis; peptide metabolic process. The record is from RefSeq and is a predicted model, not a curated record. Gene Ontology annotation, molecular function: metalloendopeptidase activity. Lineage: Eukaryota; Fungi; Basidiomycota; Agaricomycetes; Russulales; Stereaceae. The transcript is spliced from 13 exons. Gene Ontology annotation, cellular component: mitochondrial intermembrane space. Bases 140 to 2194 code for a protein of 684 amino acids.
GGCGCACUGGACAUCGAUUGCUGGAUAUAGCCGUGCUGUCACGCCUGCUCUACUGACACGCGCCUUCUCGUCCUCUUGCUCGCUUCUCUCUUCCUUACCUUCAAGUACCUUCACUUUCAACCCAAGAAGCGAUUCAAGUAUGGCCGAUCUGACGUUGACCCCGCCGCAGUCUGCGCCGAAGUGGAACCAUUCGGCGGAGGACAUUUUGAAGUUGACGAAGGAGGCGAUCCAGAAGGAUAGAGAGUUUAUGGAUAGGAUCGGGAAGUUGCCCAAGGAUCAGUGCAACUUUGAGACAGUUUUCCUCGCCCUCGCCAACGAAGAAGCCGAGUUCGAUAACAUUGCCGAACCGCUCGCGUUCUACCAAAAUGUCUCACCCUCGAAGGAACUCCGCGACGCCUCCAACGAAGCUGAAGUGCUCACACGCGACUAUGGCGUCGAGGCAUCUAUGCGUCUCGAUGUAUUUGCCGCCAAGCAAGCUGCGGAGGCGAACAUCAAAGCUUCAGGGAAGAAACUGAACGAUGAGGAGCAGAGGCUAGUGGAGAAGAUGUUAUUGGAAGGCAGGAGGGCUGGGUUGGCAUUGCCGGAGAAGGAGAGGACAGAGUUGAUGGGUUUGAAGAAAGAGUUGUCGCAGGUUUGCUUGGAGUUCAGCAAAAACUUCAACGAGGAGAAUGGUAUCGUCAGCUUCACCCUCGAGGAGCUCAAGGGCGUCCCCAACGAUGUCGUCUCCGGCUACACAAAACGCACCGAAAACGGCAAAGAACUCUACGACGUCACUCACAAGACCCCUGACAUCUUCCCUGUCUUCAAGUACGCUGAGAACGCCGAUACGCGUCGACGAGCGCACGAGAGCUACGAGGCCAGGCUUUCGAUCAAUGUUCCUUUGCUAUCAAAGGCCUUGGAACUCCGUCGCAACAUCGCCGCCUUGCUUGGGUACAAAACAUGGGCUGACUACGUCACGGAGGUCAAGAUGAUCAAGAAUGCUCAAGGUGUCGAAGAGUUCCUCGACGAUCUCGAACAGCGUCUUCGUCCUGUUGGCCUUCGCGAACGCGAAGUCCUCCUCGCACUCAAAAAAGAAGAGCUCACGUCCAAGGGUCUGCCCUUUGACGGUGAAUUCAACAUCUGGGACUACCGUUACUACGACCGCAAGUUUAUCGAAGAGUCCCUUUCUCUGGACGACUCGCUCGUGAAGGAGUAUUUCCCUGUAUCUGUUGUCGUGCCGGUGAUCUUGGAGAUCUAUCAGAGCUUGCUGAGCGUGAGGUUCAAGGAGGUCAAGAAGGAGGAAGCGAGCACCUGGUUUGAGGAAGUGCAGAUGUUUGAGGUUUGGCAGGAGGGUGCAAAGGACGAGACUGGGUUCGUGGGGUACUGUUACUUGGAUCUGUUCCCCCGUGCCUCAAAAUACUCCCAUGCAGCAGUCUGGCCUCUUCUCCCCGGCUACCAACUCUCCUCAGGCAAGCGACAGUACCCGAUCGCAGCCAUGGUGGCCAACCUCGCGAAACCGACGCCGGAUCGCCCGGCGCUGAUGAGGCACGAUGAUGUCGUGACAUUCUUCCAUGAGAUGGGACAUGUGUUCCACGGGCUUUUGAGCAAGACCCAAUUUGCGAGGUUCCAUGGGACGAGUGUGGCGCGCGAUUUCGUCGAGGCGCCUUCGCAGAUGUUGGAGAACUGGUGCUGGGAGCCGAAAGUGCUGGAGAAGAUGUCAAGCCAUUACGAGACGAGCAAACCACUCUCGGCGGAUCUGAUUGAAAAGAUUGUGAAGAGCCGCUACGUGAACGUAGGCCUGUUCUACCUCCGCCAACUUUUCUUCGCCAAGUUCGACCUCAAGGUCCACGUCGACAACAAAGCGGAAGAUUACACAGCGCUGUGGAAUAAUCUCCGUGAGCAUAUUUCGCUCGUGAAGGGCGGUAAGCCAGGGCCUGGACAGGGAAGCUUUGGACAUAUCGUCGGCGGAUAUGACGCUGGGUAUUACGGAUACACCUAUUCCCUCGUCUUCGCCGCGGAUAUGUAUGCGACGGUAUUCAAGAAGGAUCCGUUGGAUCCUGCGCUUGGGAUGAAGUACAGGGAGUGUAUCUUGAAGCCGGGAGGAAGCAGGGAAGAAACGGAAUCACUCAAAGCGUUCCUUGGGAGGCCACCAAACUCGGAGGCGUUCAUGAAGGAGAUGUUCGGGACGGAGGCUUCGACUGCUGCUAGCCUGUGAAGUGUGAACGAACCUUUCCAUUCCAUUCAGCUUGCAAGUUGGCGGUUAGCAUCCGAAAAAUUCCUCCCGUCACCGACAUGGUAGUUCAAAGUUAGUAUCCGCAUCCGCGAAUUCUCCCGUUUCUGAAUCUCCCCACCGGCGAAUCGUGGUUGGCGGGUGGGACCGUGCGUUCGGUUUGUGUGCGUUGGUGAGAGUUUCGGCGGUUCGUUCUAUUAUCAGCAUCAGGAUGGGGUGGGUAUGGUAGGUAAAUUACAAACGGGUGGAUGCGUGGUGACGGGGCUCUAGUGACGAACGACGCAGUGGACGGUGUGCAUAGCAAUUUCUGUAUAAAUAGCAAGCAUCCACAUAUCGCAUCUUCUUUCAUGUUUC